UUAACGCUUGGCGCAACCCUUUGGGUAACGUCGUCGUUUACGCACAACAGACCGCACAAAUUUGGAUCGCUUCCAAAUCAGCAGACAAGCCGGUUCUCACUCGCAAAACCUUGAGCGUCCGUCAGGUGCACAGUUAACCGCGGAAACCGCUGAGACAGAUGCCCUCAGUGGAAACAUUCUGUGACUCUGAUGCAACUACAGCAGAAGUUAACACCGAUAAACAUGAUUCUGACACAAUCAGUAGUUCUACUGAAGAACAUUCCUCCAGACUUGUUUACAAACCACACAAUUGGAAGCCUUUCAUGAAGCAGAGUGAAGACAUGCCACUAAUUCCAGGGAGAAGCAGCAUACCAUUACUGGCAGUGGAACCUGCUGUUUUCAUGACCUUUUUGGCAAGUGCACUAACCAGUACUGUGACACAGAAACUAUUGUUAGACCGUGUUUGCCAGAAAGAACUAGGUCUUUCACAGGAUCACUGUAUGUCACUAAAUGAUACUGAAAAGAACAUGAUUCAACCACAAGUUGCCAAUUUGCUUACAGCAAAGGCCCUACUUGAAAACCUAGUGCCUGCCAUAAUGACUGUAUUCAUUGGGCCAUGGAGUGAUAGGGGUGGACGGCUACCACUUCUGAUGUGUCCCAUGAUUGGCUAUAGUAUUACAUACAUCAUUUAUGGUGCAUUGUCAAUGAAGAAAGACUUGGCACCAGAGUACUUCCUUCCUGCAUCCAUUCCUCUUGGUUUGAGUGGCGGCUUUAUUUCAGUACUGGCAGGUUCCAACAGUUACAUCGCUGAUAUAUUUCCAGAGGACAAAAGGAGUGUUAGGCUUGGUAUGCUUGAUGCUUGUAUAUAUAUGAGCCUACUCUUUGGUAAUGCUGGGGUCACACCACUUUUUGAUGCAUCAGGGUACAUUGGUGUUUACAUGACUUCAGCUGUGAUCUGCAUUACAUCCUUCUUAUAUGUACUAUGUUUUGUUCAAGAAUCUAUUCUCAAACCAAUGGCCAGGAAUACACAAAGCUGUCCACAUUUCUGCUGUUUUGGGGAACUCUUUCAAUGUGGAAUGGUGAAAGACAUGAUGUAUACUUGCUUCAGAUGGAGGCCAAACAAUGGACGUAUUAUAAUUUUUUUGAUAAUUGCUGCACUUGUUGUAACUGAUGUUUCUAUAGAAGGGGAAAAUAUUGUCUACUUCCUCUUCACAAACAAGAAAUUUGGAUGGGAUAUUCAGGAAUUCUCACUGUUUACCAGUGUUGUAAUACUUGCAAGAGUUAUUGCAAUGAUUAGUGGACUGCAUAUAUCUAGUAAAAUUGUAGGCUUAUCAGAUACAGCUGUGUCUGCAAUUUGCUACAUAACAAAAAUUUUAGGGUCAUUAAUAUCUGCUGCAGCACCAAAUGUUGGAAUCCUGUACUUAGGCUGUGCUGUAGGAUUGUUUUCUGGAGUCUCAGGACCUCUUAACCGCACAAUUAUUGCUAAGGUGGUCCCUGGGAAAGAUAUUGGGAAAAUUUUCUCAAUGACAGCAGCUGCAGAGGCAUUAACACCUUUAUUAGCAGCUACCAUAUAUAGUCAAAUUUACAGUGGGACCAUUGCCACCUUCCCAAGUGCCUUCUUCCUUAUCUCAGCUGUGAUUUAUUCGGUGUCUACUGUCCUUAUGAGGGUAGUUCUGCAUUUCCAGAAUCAUCCCAGCAGUGAUUAUGGACCCAUUCCAACCUGAUGAUUGGUACAAAAUGAGUUUUCUGAAUGAACUUUUUGUGUAUUACAUGCUUUGCAUGUUAUGUAGCCUUUAUGCUACUUAUCUUCUAAUAAAAACAAAAUAAUAUUUUUUAAA
This is a messenger RNA of Schistocerca serialis cubense, 1817 nucleotides long. RefSeq names its product proton-coupled folate transporter-like. The transcript is spliced from 11 exons. Gene Ontology annotation, cellular component: membrane. NCBI's taxonomy places the organism in Eukaryota, Metazoa, Arthropoda, Insecta, Orthoptera, Acrididae. Bases 159 to 1703 code for a protein of 514 amino acids. Gene Ontology annotation, biological process: transmembrane transport. Gene Ontology annotation, molecular function: transmembrane transporter activity. The record is from RefSeq and is a predicted model, not a curated record.